Messenger RNA from Eucalyptus grandis, 2074 nucleotides. RefSeq names its product serine/threonine-protein kinase AtPK1/AtPK6. Bases 400 to 1848 code for a protein of 482 amino acids. The record is from RefSeq and is a predicted model, not a curated record. Gene Ontology annotation, biological process: protein phosphorylation. Lineage: Eukaryota; Viridiplantae; Streptophyta; Magnoliopsida; Myrtales; Myrtaceae. The transcript has 7 exons. Gene Ontology annotation, molecular function: protein serine/threonine kinase activity; ATP binding.
CGCGAUUUAGCCUUCGUGCCUUCGCGGACUAGCUUUUCCAAAGACGUUCUUCCCAGCACGCUCCAUCUCGCUGCCCAUCUCUCUCUCUCUCUCUGCAAUCUCCUCUGAUUAGCUUUCCAGAUCUUCAUGAGUUCAAGAGUUACUGUGGGAUCUGUGGUUUCCUGUGAUUCGGGAAACAAGAACAGCCUCUACCUGUGGAUUUUGCUCAGCUUGCUGCCUAAAUUUCUCGGAACUGCUUUUGCAUACGUGAAUUUCCUUUUGAUUAAGGCCAUUGACAGGAGCCCCUCUGCACUUUAUAACCUUAAGAUAAUUGGAAAGACCGACGUGUAGCUGCUUUGGAAACAUCUCUGGCUGAUUAUUGGUUUGGCCUUCCACAGUUGGGAGUAUACAAGCGACAGUAUGGUUUCUCAGUCAUCUGGUUCGACCAACAGCCAGAGAUGCAUACCAUUCCCGAACAAGCUACUUUUUCCUAUGAAUUCUCAGGAUGCCGUUGUCACGGAUCACCUCGAAUUUGAUUUCUCUGAUGUGUUUGGUCCUGCACCAGUCCAACCCUGCUUGGAGGUGACUGUCGAUGGAAACUCUGUGUCUGGUGCAGAUGCGAAUGAACUCAUCUAUGACAAUCCAGUUGUCAUAUGUAGCAGGUCACAUUCUCUGGUUGGUCCUUCCUCUUGUGUCAAUCAAACAUUGAGGUUGAGUAUGCUCACUCUAAGUGAAAGUGAUGAGUCAUUGGAUUUUGUGGAGUGUUUUAAUGGAGAGACUGUCAAGGAAAAUCAAGAGUCCAUGAAUGAUGCUGGAGGCAAUAAGAAACUUGACACCGUUGAAGGAGAUCCCUUGGAAGUUGAGAGUGUAUGUCUUGAAGAUUUUGAGCCUUUAAAGGUUGUAGGCUGUGGUGCAUUUGCAAAAGUCUUGCAAGUGAGGAAAAAGGGCACUUCUGAUAUAUAUGCAAUGAAGGUAAUGAGAAAGGACAAAAUCAUGGAGAAGAAUCAUGCUGAGUACAUGAAAGCAGAGAGAGACAUUUUAACCAAAAUUGAUCACCCAUUCAUUGUCCAGCUUAGGUAUUCUUUCCAGACCAAAUACAGGCUCUAUCUCGUGCUGGACUUUAUAAAUGGGGGCCAUCUCUUUUUUCAGCUCUAUCAUCAGGGCCUUUUCAGAGAGGAUUUGGCACGUAUCUACACUGCUGAAAUUGUUUCUGCAGUGGCUCAUCUUCAUGCAAAUGGCAUAAUGCAUAGGGAUCUCAAACCAGAAAAUAUCCUCCUGGAUGCCGAAGGCCAUGUUGUCUUAACUGAUUUUGGCCUAGCAAAGCAAUUUGAAGAGAACGAAAGAUCUAAUUCUUUGUGUGGAACAGUAGAAUAUAUGGCACCAGAAAUUGUACUUGGAAAGGGGCAUGAUAAAGCAGCAGACUGGUGGAGUGUGGGUGUGCUGUUAUUUGAGAUGCUUACUGCAAAGCCUCCUUUUAUUGGUGGAAACCGGAAUAAGAUUCAAGAGAAGAUAGUCAAGGACAAAAUAAAGCUACCAAAUUUUCUUUCCAGUGAAGCUCAUUCUCUGUUGAAAGGACUGCUACAGAAAGAUCCCAGCAAGCGCCUAGGCAGUGGGCCUAAUGGGAGUGUGGACAUAAAGAACCACAAAUGGUUCAAGAUGAUCAACUGGAAGAAACUAGAGGCGCGGGAGAUCAAGCCCAGUUUUCUUCCAGAAGUUGCUGGAAAGCAUUGCAUCGCCAAUUUCGAAAAAAAAUGGACCGACAUGCCAAUCGCAGAUUCCCCUGCUGCCAGUCCCACUGCCGCAGGAAAUCCCUUCACAGGCUUUACUUAUGUGAGGCCACCGGCUUCUUUCCUUCAACAAAAUAAAUAGUUCUCAUGUGUGAAACUUGUUAAGUCUCUUGUUCUGUUUAAGCUUGUUUAUCGAAGGAUGCUGCUGGUGUUUAGAUUGUUUACUAUGUUCUUUCCUGCUGGCAAGUUGAUGAAGACAUGAUCUAUGAUCAGUUUAACCUCAAGGCAUGAGUGCGUGCCUUGUGGCUUGUUAUGACUUUUGGACACAUUGAGUUUGCUUCAAAGUAUGGUUGUUCAAUUUAUGCCUC